AUGACCGUAGACAAAGCGGCGCCGUUUGUGAUCCCGACGAUCGACGUUGCACCGUAUCUGCAGGACCCAUCGUCGGCGGCCUCGGCCCGAGUCGUCGAAGCCGCCCGGGAGGCCUGCAUCACCAGCGGCUUCUUCCAGAUAGUCAACCACGGCAUCGCGAAAGAGCUACAGCAGUCCGUGCUGAAGUCCAGUGAGGCCUUCUUCGCGCUGCCCUUGGAAGAGAAGAGAAAGCUGCUGCACCCAACCCUGAAGAAUAGGGGAUACGAGCUCAUCGGCUCUCAGGCCUUACAGGAGGGCGCCCUGCCGGAUCUGAAGGAGGCGUUCUACGUCGGGCAGCACAUUCCGCAGGACGAUGAGCGGUCAAGAAAGCAUCCCCAUCUGAUUGGGCCCAACAUCUUCCCGCCAGCGUUUCCAGACGAGGUCAUGAAGGUGCCGACAGAGGCCUACUACCGGGAGCUCUUCGGCCUCUCAUGUAAGGUCAUGGAGGUUCUGGCCAAGGGUCUGCCAUACGGGGACGACAUCUUCGUGCCGUUCACCUCGAACGACCCUGUCUGCUCCAUCAGACUGCUGCACUACCCUCCCCAGAAAUCGACCGACGCACGACAGCUUGGCGCAGGCGCCCACACGGAUUUCGGUGCGAUCACGCUGUUGUGGCAGGACAUGUCCGGGGGGCUCGAGGUCUACAACCGCGCCACCGACGAAUGGAUCCCGGUAGACCCCAACCCGGAUAGCUACGUGGUCAACAUCGGCGACAUGCUCUCCAUGUGGACCAAGAACGAAUACAAAUCCACUGUGCACCGCGUCACCAACAAGAGCAGCGGCGACCGGUACUCGGUGCCCUUCUUCUUUGACGGCAACACCGAUGUCAAACUCGACCCGUUCGACGGCAGCGAGCCGAUCGGUGGGAAGGCCCUGACGGCCGAGGAGCACAUGUUGGAACGGUUCGGCACUACGUAUGGGCGGGUCGAGAAAGCGACCGCCGGCUGA
Messenger RNA from Anthostomella pinea, 987 nucleotides. Lineage: Eukaryota; Fungi; Ascomycota; Sordariomycetes; Xylariales; Xylariaceae. The record is from the annotation of a GenBank genome assembly.